CUAGUUGCAUGCAAAAUGAGGAAAGUUGGCUCACAAGAGAUCAUAGAUGAUGAUGAUGAUGAAAAGGUGGUUUUAAAUGAUCAACCAUUGUCAUUCUUUAAACUUUUAAGCUAUGCAGAUGCAGUCGAUUACACGCUAAUGGCGUUUGCAUCUUUGGGUUCGGUUAUUCAUGGCCUUGCACAGCCACUUGGUUAUCUCCUACUAGGAAAAGCCAUAAAUGCGUUUGGUAACAAUAUAAAUGAUGAUGUUGCCAUGGUUAAAGCCCUCAAGAAGGUUAUACCAUUUGUAUGGUACAUGGCUUUCGCUACGUUUCCAGCUGGAGUUAUAGAAGUUGGAGGGUGGAUGUAUGCAAGUGAGAGACAAGUUACGAAAUUGAGGUUAGCAUAUCUGAAAGCAGUUCUUAAACAAGAGAUAGGUGCUUUCGAUACAGAAUUGACAAACGGGAAAAUCAUCACCGGUAUUAGUAGUCACAUGAGUAUAAUACAAGAUGCUAUUGGCGAGAAGUUGGGCCAUUUUCUGUCAUGUUUCGCCACCUUUUUUACGGGAGUAAUAAUAGCUUUUAUAUCAUGUUGGGAAGUAUCAUUGCUCACCUUAUUGGUUGUUCCUAUGAUUCUCAUAAUUGGAGCCACUUAUACAAAGAAAAUGAACUCCAUUUCAACCACAAAAGCCACAUACCUUGCGGAAACCACAAUCAUGGUCGAACAGACGGUUUCUCAGAUCAGAACAGUGUUUGCUUUUGUUGGAGAAAACUCGGCGAUAAAAUCAUUCUCAGAAUGCAUGCAGAGACAAUUGAUUAUUAGCAAAGGAGAAGCGUUGAUUAAAGGAGUUGGAACUGGAAUGUUUCAAACAGUGACAUUUUGUUCAUGGGCUCUCAUUGUGUGGAUUGGAGCCAUUGUUGUUGUAGCCAAAAGAGCUAAAGGAGGUGAUGUUAUAGCAGCAGUCAUGAGCAUACUCUUUGGAGCCAUAUCAAUCACAUAUGCAGCACCCGAUAUGCAAAUCUUUAAUCAAGCAAGAGCAGCAGGGAAAGAAGUGUUUGAGGUGAUUAACAGAAAAUCUGCUAUAAGCUAUGAUGGAAAAGGGAAGACACUUGACAAAAUUAAUGGAACUAUUGAAAUUCGCGAUGUGCAUUUCGCUUACCCAUCACGCCAAGAAAAACUAAUUCUUCAAGGCUUUUCGUUAUAUAUCCCAACCGGAAAGGUUGUCGCUUUAGUAGGUAGUAGCGGCUGCGGGAAAAGCACCAUUAUUUCUCUAGUGCCAAGAUUUUACGAUCCCGAGAAAGGUGAGGUGCUAAUCGACGACCAUAACGUGAAGGAUCUUAAUAUAAAGUUUUUAAGGUCAAAUAUAGGAGCAGUUUCACAGGAGCCUGCGCUCUUUUCGGGCACAAUCAAAGAUAACAUGAAAGUAGGAGGAAACAAAGACGUCGAUGAUGAACAGAUCCAACGAGCAUCAGUUAUGGCAAAUGCACACACUUUCAUAUCCCAACUCCCAAAUCAGUACCUAACAGAUGUAGGACAAAGGGGUGUACAGUUAUCAGGAGGCCAAAAGCAGAGAAUCGCUAUUGCGCGAGCCAUAUUAAAAGACCCUCCGAUUUUGUUGCUUGAUGAGGCAACAAGCGCGCUCGAUUCAGAAUCUGAAAAACUGGUUCAAGAUGCCCUUGAGAGUGCAAUGAAAGGAAGAACAGUUAUUUUGAUUGCACACAGGAUGUCAACAAUUGUUAAUGCAGACAUGAUCGUUGUCGUACAAAAUGGACAAGUUACAGAGACGGGAACUCACAGAAAUUUGCUAAAAACCAGCGAAUUUUACCGCAAUUUGUUUAGCAUGCAGAAUAUCAGUACAGAAGCCGAACCGAGUUCUGUAAAUCCCAUUAAAGAGACAGAAAUAACAGAUCCCGUUAACGAGACGGAAAUAAAAGAGCAACAGGCUUCUGAUCAACUUGAUACGCCUAUAGAAACGAACAAGCUCCUUAAAGAUACUCCCAAGAAAGAUGAACAAGAUGGAAGUGUGAACAAAGAUAUAUUUUUCAGAAUCUGGUUCGGUUUGAAUAACCAAGAGUUUAUAAAGAUUGGUGUAGGCUCUUUUGCUGCUGCAUUUUCCGGCAUUUCAAAACCGGUUUUCGGAUUCUUUAUUAUAACCAUCGGAGUUGCAUAUUUUAAAAGUGGGGCUAAAGAGAAAGUUGGAUGGUAUUCAUUGCUAUUUUCUGCAAUCGGCUUGCUUUCGCUUUUCAGCCAUACUGUGCAGCAUUAUUUUUAUGGAGUAAUCGGAGAGAAAGCGAUGACAAAUCUUCGACAAGCUUUGUAUUCAGCUGUACUAAGAAAUGAACUAGCAUGGUUUGACAAGCCCGAAAACAGUGUCGGUUCGCUAACCUCACGAAUCAUAAAUGAAACAUCCACAGUCAAGACCAUAAUAUCUGACCGGAUGGCAGUCAUUGUGCAAUGUAUUUCCUCGAUAUUAAUAGCAACCGUGGUUAGCAUCCAAGUCAACUGGCGGAUGGGUCUGGUAGCUUGGGCAGUUAUGCCAUGCCACUUCAUAGGCGGUUUAAUUCAAGCGAAAUCCGCCAAAGGAUUCUCCGGAGACACGGCUGCAGCACAUUCAGAGGUCGUCGCACUUACUUCCGAAUCAGCAACCAACAUAAGAACCGUUGCUUCGUUCUGCCACGAAGAACGCAUACUUGAGAAGGCUAAAUUGUCGCUAGACUCGCCACUAAAAAAGAGCCGAAAACAAAGUUUAUGGUAUGGAUUGAUUCAAGGUGUGUCCCUUUGCUUAUGGAACAUUGCUCAUGCUGUUGCAUUAUGGUAUUCAACCGUGUUAGUCGAAAAAAAGCAAGCGAGCUUCGAAGAUGGAAUCCGGUCAUACCAGAUCUUCUCCCUAACCGUACCUUCGAUCACCGAGCUAUGGACUCUAAUCCCGACCGUUAUCUCAGCCGUCAAUGUACUAACUCCAGUGUUCCAAACCUUAGACCGAAAAACUGAAAUCCAACCCGAUGAACCCGAGAACCCACCUUCCAAGACCAUCAUCGGUCAAAUCGAGUUUCAAAACAUCGAUUUCAGCUACCCAUUACGUCCGGAAGUGAAGAUACUUGAUAACUUCAGCAUGCGAAUCGAACCGGGGGCAAAGGUGGCUCUCGUAGGACCAAGCGGAGCCGGAAAGUCCUCAGUGUUAGCUCUGAUAUUAAGAUUCUACGUUCCAUCAAAAGGAAUGAUAUUAAUUGAUGGAAGGGACAUAACAGAAUACAAUCUGAGGAAACUAAGGAAGCAGAUCGGGUUAGUGCAGCAAGAACCACUGUUGUUCAGCAGCUCCAUCAGGGACAACAUAUGUUACGGAAACGAAACAGCUUCCAAAAGCGAAAUCAUCGAGGUUUCGAAAGAAGCAAACAUUCAUGAUUUUGUAAGUAAUCUGCCAGACGGGUACGACACAGUGGUGGGAGAAAAGGGGUGUCAGCUUUCGGGUGGACAGAAACAAAGGAUUGCGAUUGCUCGGAGUCUGUUAAAGAGGCCUGCGAUCAUGCUUCUUGACGAGGCAACUAGCGCGCUCGAUGCAGAGUCGGAGAGAGCUGUGGUGAGUGCGUUGGAAUCGAUCAACAGGAAUGGAACCAGUGGGGUGCAGACUACACAGAUUACGGUGGCGCACCGGCUUUCGACGGUUGUACACUCGGACACCAUAGUUGUUAUGGAGAAAGGUAGAGUGGUGGAGAUGGGUACACAUUCGGAUCUGGUUGCAGUAUCUGAAGGUGUUUAUUCAAGAUUCUACAGGAUUCAGAGCAUGAGGUAGAAGAGAAACAAGUUAUAACGGUACUCAAUGUGCACGGGUGGGCAUCGUAUGUUAUCAUGUCAUAUGCUACUAGGAAGGAAGGAAGUUAGUUAUUUAUAACAACGUUGUUGUUUUAUAAAAGGGACUCUAAGGAGUUCAUUUCCCAUAACCAAUGAAAUUCUCAUCUUUGAUA
This is a messenger RNA of Helianthus annuus (common sunflower), 3940 nucleotides long. Its product is annotated as ABC transporter B family member 19. The record is from RefSeq and is a predicted model, not a curated record. The transcript has 10 exons. NCBI's taxonomy places the organism in Eukaryota, Viridiplantae, Streptophyta, Magnoliopsida, Asterales, Asteraceae. The coding region runs from base 16 to 3768 and encodes 1250 amino acids. Gene Ontology annotation, molecular function: ATP hydrolysis activity; ATP binding; ABC-type transporter activity. Gene Ontology annotation, cellular component: membrane. Gene Ontology annotation, biological process: transmembrane transport.